This is a messenger RNA of Scleropages formosus (Asian bonytongue), 3567 nucleotides long. RefSeq names its product decapping mRNA 2 (gene dcp2). The transcript has 11 exons. The record is from RefSeq and is a predicted model, not a curated record. Gene Ontology annotation, biological process: nuclear-transcribed mRNA catabolic process, nonsense-mediated decay; deadenylation-dependent decapping of nuclear-transcribed mRNA. Gene Ontology annotation, cellular component: cytoplasm; P-body. Gene Ontology annotation, molecular function: RNA binding; 5'-(N(7)-methylguanosine 5'-triphospho)-[mRNA] hydrolase activity; manganese ion binding. Bases 716 to 1945 code for a protein of 409 amino acids. Lineage: Eukaryota; Metazoa; Chordata; Actinopteri; Osteoglossiformes; Osteoglossidae.
GUCAGUAAAAAGUAUUUAAUCAGAAAAAGGUGUGUGAGUACUAAUUACUUCCGUGUUUGAUACACGAUGGCGAUGGGCAGUAGCUGCUUCGUGAAAACUGGUUAACAUUGUUUAUUUUAAUCUCACCCUAAUGUAGAACCGCAUACCAGUCUGUGAAAUAAUAGCCGGCAGCGCUUUUGUCCACAAAACAUGAGCUCAUGAAUGACGUGAUACGACUGGUCGUUAGUUUAUUAGGGUUCCCGAUAUAACGAUAGGUGCGCUACUAGUUACCAGAGGUCUUCCGGUUCUCUCGCGUCUCAACCAAACAUGCUGGUGGAGUGUUUCCAAUCCAGACAUUUCUAUUGGUUGAAAUUCAACGCCAAUCAUAUUACACUCCCAGAUAGCCUCCCAAUUUAAUUCGCCUCGCUGACUUCCAGACUGUUUCAAUUGGUUGAGAGGAGAGAAAAAAAAAAAAAAAAAAAGGAGACUACGCAUUGCAGUGAGUUCCUGCAUAGCGUUUCCUGUCGUCGCGCGGACUUAGUCGCCGUUUAAGUAUUGGCCAGUGCCUUAGGCAGUAUUCGUGAGGCGCUCUUUCUCAGAUCACGCAGAUGUUCGCUUUCCCCGGACUCUGCUCAACAAGCGGGGUUAGAAAAGGCGCAAACGGCGGCGGCGGUGCCUUCUUUGUACCCCCUUUUUAACAGCCGGCGGCCGAGUUCGGGAUGUUCUUGUGCUCAUCAUGGAGACGAGACGAGGGGAGAUUCCCACCAGUGUCCUGGACGACCUGUGCAGCCGAUUCAUCCUGCACAUUCCGAGUGAAGAAAGGGACAAUGCCAUCAGAGUUUGCUUCCAGAUCGAGCUUGCCCACUGGUUCUACUUGGACUUCUGCAUGCAGAACUCACCAGGAUUACCUCAGUGUGGGAUAAGAGACUUUGCCAAAGCUGUUUUUAAUCAUUGUCCAUUUUUGUUGCCACAAGGAGAGGAUGUUCAGAAGGUGUUAGAACAAUGGAAGGAGUACAAAAUGGGAGUUCCAACAUAUGGAGCGAUCAUUCUCGACGAAACCUACAACAAUGUGCUGCUGGUUCAAGGCUAUCUGGCAAAGUCAGGCUGGGGCUUUCCAAAGGGGAAAGUGAACGAGGACGAGGCUCCCCAUGACUGCGCUGUGCGAGAGGUCUUGGAAGAGACCGGUUUUGAUAUCCGGGACCGCAUCUGCAAAGAUGUUUUCAUUGAGCAGAAGAUCACAGAUCAGUUGGCUCGUUUAUACAUAAUUCCUGGAGUUCCAAAGGAGACAAAGUUCAAUCCCAAGACAAGAAAGGAAAUUCGGAACAUUGAGUGGUUCCCUGUGGAUAAACUGCCAUGUCACCGAAAUGACAUGACACCCAAGUCUAAACUUGGACUGGCCCCCAACAAGUUCUUUAUGGCCAUUCCAUUCAUAAGACCCCUUAGGGAAUGGAUUGCCAAGCAUAAAGCAGACUCGUCAGACAGCGAGGAGGAAUUGGUCCCCAAUGGCAGCACUCCAUGCAAACUCCAAACAGAUAAAGUCCGGCCUAAAGCCAGACGGAAUCAGCUGUCAGCUGAAGCAUCUCCAGCAGAGGCCUGGCCAAAACAGAAGCAGAAGCAUCCCAGCCAACCCAGUCAAUAUGAGCUGGCAGAGUUUUUGAAAGUUAAGAAUCCAAAUAUGAAGGGCAAUGGGAGGAGGCACCAGGACUCGCCAAGUGUAAAGAAGAGGCCGAAUGGGGUCAGCAACCAGCUGGGGACUCUCCACCAGCUGGUUAAAGAGGACAAGAGACUUCAGCCUAGGAGACUGCAGGACAACUUUGACACAGACACCGCAUGUGACGUUUGCAGCUCAAACGACGAACAGCCGUUGGCCGCGUGCAACGGAGACUGUGAGCGCCUGCUUUCCUCAAAGACUUUCCUUAACUUCAAAUUUGAUCGGGAAGCCAUUAUGAAAUGCUUUGACUCGUGACGUCAGUCAGGGGAUCUUUUCGUGUUGGAAUUGUGUGGCGUUUCGUUCUCAGGAUCGGGGAAGGGAGGAAAGCAGUUUUAUAGGGGGAGAAACAACUACAGAGACAUGCAGUCUCAGGUUUAGUAUUGCGCUGCUGAAAAUGUGAAAGGUCAAUCAGUUGGCUUUUUAAAUAUUAAACACCCCUCCACCCUUUUCUCAUCUUGGCUAGUGUUUUCAGUCCCCCUUCCUCCCUUCUCUCUCUCAAAGCAAUGCACUGCAAGCUUUCUGGUUUUAAAUAUGCUUUUCUAGGGGGCAGUAAGAGCAUUCGAACACUGGAUGGGCACAGGAUGCAUACUGAAAACAGGUACACUAUGGGGUCUACUUUUAGCUUUGUUCACUGAAGAUCAGAUGAAGUUAAAGCUGAUUUCUUGUAGGCACUGGACACAAAGCAACCCAGUGGUACUGGAGCGUGCAUUGUUUUAAAGCCAUUGUUUUCGCUAUAUGUACCUUUUCUCUCUUAGGUAAUUUUACCUCAUUAAUGUUGUAUUCCUUCGUGGCAGCCCAGGUGCGUCUAAGAGCGUGCGUUCUUGCGCUCGCCUGUUGCACAUCACCAGGGCGGUGGAGUGAGAUUGUUUGCAUGAACAGCCUCGUUUCCCUGCCGGUCGACGGAAUGCAGCUCAGAUAUGUGACUUGUUGCAGCAGAACGGCACACCCUCUCUUCUAAAUCGGCUCAAUUUUAAUGUGAUGUCUUGUUAUGAAAUUGGGCAUGAAGCAGACUGUCCUGUUGUCCUGAUUUCUCGGUGCACCCCACAGGGCUCUGAAGCGCGGUGAAACACCGAACAUUAGGAAAGCUGAGCUGGGAUGGCCAUUUUGAGAAAAUUCCCCAAAUUCAGUUUUUGAGAAUUGGUUCCUCUCAAAUACGGAAAAUGCAAACGUGUAAAGAAACGAAAUUGUUUUAAAUGUAAAAUAUUCAUAUGUGCCAUCCAAAGGCUUUUUAAAGACCUUUUAUUGACCGCUAGGGGGCCUCAAAUCUUUUUCUUUUUUAAAUCCUCACCAUUUUUAUUUCUAUACUCUUGACCAGUAGUUCACUGUGCAGGAGAUCUGGUUAUGAGUCAAGUCGCACCCAUCCCUAAAAUUCUGAACAAAACACCUGUGGAAGAAGACAUCUGCCCAACAACAGUAUGAAAAGUGAAUCUGUGGAACCUUGAGUAAUGUGAAGUCGAAAUCCAUUUGCGUUUAUUAUUGACUAGUUGUCUGCUCUCAAUGGAUCAGUGCACGUAGCUAACGGCAGAAUCCCUCCCGUUCCACUGAUUUAAAUUCGUCUUAUUUCUGAGGUGUCGUACAACGAGCUGAUGUGUAGGCUUACCACAGAUUUCCUUGCAGUUCCGUGGAACAGCAACAUGGUCAUACCCGUCAUCAUUGUUUCUAUAAUAACCAAGGUAGUUCAUCAGAAUGCUUUCAAGCUAAUGAAAAAGUAUUAACUCUUGACUAUGUAGUGGCAUCGUAGGUAUGUGCACCUCUUCAGCAGGAGCAAAAUUCCGAUAUUUCCAAUAUUAGGUUCUCCAGCAAACAUUUUGAAAGUCCACAUUUUGCUUAUUUGCAGUGAAAAGUAAUUUGGUAUAGUUUACAUAAUUGUCUUUACC